Molecule: messenger RNA, 1965 nt
Organism: Girardinichthys multiradiatus
Lineage: Eukaryota; Metazoa; Chordata; Actinopteri; Cyprinodontiformes; Goodeidae
Product: matrix metalloproteinase-20-like
Exons: 10
Coding region: 1-1434 (477 amino acids)
Biological process (GO): proteolysis; extracellular matrix organization; collagen catabolic process
Cellular component (GO): extracellular matrix
Molecular function (GO): metalloendopeptidase activity; zinc ion binding
Source: RefSeq, a predicted model, not a curated record
AUGGAGUUGUUGAGGAUGUGGAUACUUGUUUUGGGCUCUCUGAUAUUGGUGGAAAUCUCAUGGAGUCGACCCAUUGGCGAGAAUCAGCAACUGAUUCCUGGUGAUGUUGAGCUUGCAAAGAGCUAUCUAAGGACGUUCUACACUCUCAGCCUCGAAGGCAGAGACAACAGAGGUCCAACACGUAGGAUCAGGUCUGCAUCAACCAUGGAGGAGAAGGUCAGAGAAAUGCAGAACUUCUUUGGCCUGAGAGAAACAGGAAUCCUGGACUCCAACACCCUGGAUGUGAUGAAGAAGCCGAGGUGUGGUGUUCCUGAUGUGGACAACUAUAGUUUUUAUCCUUAUCAGCCCAAAUGGAAGAACCAUACCAUCUCUUAUAUGAUUGCAAAGUAUACUCCAGACAUGAGUAGAGAGAAUGUGGAAAAGUCCUUUAAUUUAGCCCUGAAGAUGUGGAGCGAUGCAGCUCCUCUGACCUUCAUUAAAGUCAACCAUAGCAAAGCCGAUAUUGUCCUCUCCUUUGCACGCAGAGCUCAUGGAGACUUCUCUUCCUUUGAUGGACCUGGGGGUGUCCUGGCUCAUGCCUUUCAGCCUGGACAGGGAAUGGGUGGAGAUGUGCACUUUGAUGAAGACGAAACUUGGACAACAGGGGGACAAGGUUACAGUCUGUUUGCUGUUGCAGCUCAUGAACUUGGUCACUCUCUGGGUUUGACUCAUUCCAGAGACCCCUCUGCUGUCAUGUUCCCCAAUUACAGACAUCACAGCAGCAAACAGUACACUCUUUCCAUGGAUGAUAUCCUGGGGAUCCAAAUACUGUAUGGCAAACCCAAGAAAGAUGCUGAAACUCGAUCUACAGUUCCAAAGAAAUGUGACCCCAGGUUUUUUUUUGAUGCAGCUGCGGUCAUCCAAAAUGAGAUUGUUUUAUUUAAGAACAGAUUCAUGUGGAUGAGAACAACCAAGUCAACUUAUUGGAAUCGCCUGAGGGAAGGCCACAUCACCACCUAUUUACCUGACAUCAGUUCUCCUGUCGAUGCCGCUUAUGACAUCGCAGCCAAAGGCGUGGCAUAUCUAUUCGCUGGUCAUAAGUACUGGGUGGUGCAACAGUUAAAGACAAGAAGUACAGCUGGCAACAUCUCAGAGUUCGGUUUUCCACCAAGUGUUGGGCAGGUUGAUGCGGCAGUUCAUGUUGCAGAAUAUGGGAAAACCAUAUUCUUUAUAGGACAGCUUUAUUACAGGUAUGAUGAGCACAAGAGUCAGAUGGACCCUGGCUUCCCCAGAUUCAUCCAAUCAGACUGGCGUGGAAUACCGAGAAGGAUUGACGCUGCAUUUAAGUUGAAUGGCAGCAUCUUCCUCCUCAGUGGGACAAAAUCCUACCAAUAUGACUUCAGACAGAAGCGGGUGGUGAACAUAAUUGCAGGAAAUUCUUGGCUGGGAUGCUGACUUACUGAAAACCCACACUUCAUGUAGCUAAAAAAAUAAAUGUAACUGAACAUGUUGUGGUUAAACAGAGAUUAUACUGUUGCAUGACUGAUCUACAGUCUAUGAUGACCUCUGUACAAAGGAUAUGCUGCAUGGAUUUAUUGUGCAAUAUGAAAUACGUGUUCAGCAUGUGUUAUGGUUUUUAUGGGAUGUUUUGAGGGUUAUAUAUUGUCCCAAUUUAGCUUAUUAUGAUAGUUCCUAACAAAAAGCACAUAAUCGUAAUAACCAAAUACCUGAAUAAAUUUCCACUGACAUUUGUGUAAAACAGGACAUGUAUUCAUUAUGAACAACAUGGAGCUUGUGUCACUAAACUCUAUAAAAUUUAUUUUUGUUCAUAAAUCUGGUCUGUGUUUAUGUGACACAGAGGUUCCAUCUUCUUCACUCUCCAGAAAUGAUGAUAACAUGCUAUCAUAGUUGUUUGUAAAGGUUUUUCCAUCGCUGUUUUAAUAUCAUAUUCUUCUGUUUUAUUAAAGAGCAUUUAAUGUAAAGCUA